Messenger RNA from Rosa rugosa (rugosa rose), 1625 nucleotides. RefSeq lists its product as uncharacterized. The record is from RefSeq and is a predicted model, not a curated record. The transcript is spliced from 5 exons. NCBI's taxonomy places the organism in Eukaryota, Viridiplantae, Streptophyta, Magnoliopsida, Rosales, Rosaceae. Bases 163 to 915 code for a protein of 250 amino acids.
GAUUUAGAGUUAGGUGCUGAAAUUUUCGCUAGAGGUACGGUGCAGUAUAACUGGUUGUCAACGAUAGAUUCUGGCAUCCUCAUGCAUUCUGGGUUAAGUUGAAUUGCAGCUCCUUUUGGGUCAAGUCAAGUUGUAAGGUUGGAUUAUGUGUCAUUGCACGCGAUGCUGAUCGUUCUCUGGUCUUUUCUGAAUGUGAGCUUGGGGUGGCCACAUCGGCACCUGAUGCAGAAGCAAAAGCAUGCCUCAUGGCUUUACGACUUGCCACAGAACGACUUGCAGGCCGACCAUUUGUGCUUGAGUCUCACUUUUUCCGAACGCCCUUCACGACGUUCGAAGAUUUGUUGGAAUCUUUGUCGAAGUGAUCAUUUUCUCUCAUUUACUCCAAAUUUGUUGGAAUCUGAGGAUUUAGAGUUAGGUGCUGAAAUUUUCGCUGGAGGUGCAGUAUCACUGGUUGUCAACGAUAUAUUCUGGAGUCCUCAUGCAUUCCAGGUUAAGUUGAAUUGCAGCUCCUUUUGGGUCAAGUCAAGUUGUAAGGUUGGAUUAUGUGUCAUUGCACGCGAUGCUGAUCGUUCUCUGGUCUUUUCUGAAUGUGAGCUUGGGGUGGCCACAUCGGCACCUGAUGCAGAAGCAAAAGCGUGCCUCAUGGCUUUACGACUUUCCACAAAACAACUUGCAGGCCGACCAUUUGUGCUUGAGUCUCAUUUUUUCCGAACGCCCUUCACGACGUUCGAAGAUUUUGGCGCAUCCUUGGCACCGUCGGUGGCUGGGUUAAUCACCCGGUACCACCAGGAGAAUAUUCAAUGGAGUAAGUGCGAAAGGUUUGAGAAUCGAACUGCUUCAAGGAUUGCCCUGCUUGCCUGUAAGGAGAAAUUGGAUGAAAAUUGGAGAAAUAGGCUUACUGUUGUCUAUGAAUGAUUGAGAGUGAAGUUUUUUCUUGGUAUAUCAGACUUGUAGUAUAUCAGACCAGGAUGUUGAUGUUGAUUCUAGUACUGUUGUACUUUAUGCUGCUGUUUCUUCCGAAUUGAGCCUUUGGCAACCCCUUGCUAAAGGAUCUAUCAAGAUCAAUUUUCAUUCUGCAUUUUCUAAAAGGAGUGGUGUAGGAAUUGGUGGACUCUGUUCUCUGGUUCGGAAUGAUCAUGGAGAGCUUAUGGAUGGUUUGGCUACCAGGGUGGUAGCAGGAUUUCCAUUCGAUGCAGAAGUGAAGGCUGCGAAGCUUGCUUGUUCUCUUGCCUUGGAUUAUAAGAGUUUGAAGAUCGAGUUCGAAGGUGGAAGUGAAUUAUUGACUAACCAAGUUGUUGGAAGAACGCUUCUGGAUUCAAAGUGAACGCUUCGGGAUGAUAUAAAGCUUAGCUUAGGAGAGCUCACUACUGGUAAUUCCUGGUCCCAUUGUGUGAAGACGGGCAAUGUGGUGGCCUCCUACUUUUCAUCCCGGUUGUGUGAAAGCGAAUUUGUUGAAGGAGGGCAGUGGAUGGUUGAUCUUGAAGAGAUUUUGAAGGAAGAUAUGAAGGUUGUUUCCGUAGGUGAGGUGUGAGUAGGCGUAGUAAAUCGUAUUUCCUCGACUCAUUUAGGGCUUGUCCGGUAACGUUUUUAAAAAUGAUUUUUCAAAAACCGAUUUUGAAAAUGAA